AUCUCAGCAGUGACUGAACCUUUGUCGUUGGUAUAUUCUUCUGGGGAGAUCGAGAACUGUCACUCAUCAUUCUACGCUGAAGAGGUGAGGCCUCAGACAGCCUAUGGAAGAAAUCUUGGACUUGACCUGAAGGCACAAAAAAGACUCCUUAAAGGACUUAAGUGACAGUUGAUGUUGUUGUGGACAAAACAAUCACAUUUUCAAGAUUGUUGUUGACGCCUAAAAAUAAGCAAACAUGACGGAGGACAUGAAAUACAGAGGAAAGAAGAGGGAAGGAAGACACAGGGAUACAUGGGAUCCAUUCCAACUGAACCCAAUCGGAGCAGAAAAAGAGAAGAAGAACAGUUGUUUUGUGAUCGCACAAUACCUGGUGGCUGCUAUUGUGGGCUUACUAGUUUUAACCAGUGCCGUCAUUGCAAAGGGAUCCCUCUUGGUGUUGUCAACUUUGUCCCGUCCAAGUUACACCAAAACUGUAGAUAAAGCCUCAGGACGCCACACAUUCAAACAGUAUUAUGACCAGGACCAACAGUUCUACAUGCUGAUGCUGGUGUUCUGCCUGGUCUGGCCCAAUUUCCUGGUCUUUAUCAAAUCUCUUUGGAAGAUUCUCUUCAAAAGCUUUGUGAAACCCAACCUGAAGACUAUGGGAUUUAUCUGUCUGAUUGAGUGCAUGGUGUCUCUUGGAACCUCAGUCCUGGUGCUCGUAGUUAUGCCAAAGUUCGACAUACUGACCAACCUCUUCAUCAGCGGCGGAGUCUGCAUCGUUUCUGCAAUAAUGCAAAUCAUUUUCAAACUACAAAGAGAAAAAUGGAAGAUCCUGUUCCCAAUCUGCUCACUCUUUUUCACCGUAACUGGGUACUGCCUUCUUGGAGUUGACUUCUAUGUCCGCCAGGAGUUAUAUGUAAACGGCGAAAAACCUUCUCCGUAUAUGUAUGUGGGAAUUGGAAUCUUUGCAUCACUCCUGAUUUCUAUCUGCUGGUGGGAAAACACACUGCAAGCCACAAACCGCAUGCAGAAAACACUAUCAGAGCUGGAGGGUUUCAGGGACUUUGUCUUUGUGAUCAGCAGCAUUUUAAGGAUACUUGUCAUUGGUGCGGUUUACCUGCUGUACCACAAAGCCAUUAACCCCGGAAAUAUUCAGUGGGAUAUGUAUAACUUAGGUGGACAAAAAUGGCAAAUCUUGAGGACAGGACUGGUGCUGUUUUUCUUACAGGCUUUCUGCUCAGCAGCCUGCCACUGGUUUGGUGUUGUGGCCUGCAAGAUCCAUGCUGUCAGAAUGAGUUUUGCUCUUCCCCUGUGCAGCACAGGACCUGCAGUGUUGGGGCUGGGCUUGAUACUUUUCAUGACUGAGGCAACAAAACUGGAUACAGGAAGUUCAGAUUCUAUUACUGAUUUUUGCUUGAGCUUAAGAGGCAUGGGAAACGAAAACGCGACAAUGAUCAUGCUUGAGAUAACCAGGAGCAUCUGUCAGACCACCCUCAACAGUCACUACUUGCAAUGGCCGUUCUCAAUGCUGGCCCUGGAGGGAGUGUGUAUGUGGUUGGGCUUGGUCUCAUGUACCUACUACGUAUGGAAGACUAAGGUCCAGCGUAUUGAGAGAACCUCUCAACUCUUUGUUCGUCGCCUCUAUGAAUCCGCUUUCAUUGAUUUGUCCAUGCUCCUCAACACAAAGAUGAAACUACCAAAGGCUGCAAGUAACGAAAGCCAAGAUGAACUUCAGAGCACCAUGAUCUACCUCUGUGCCACCAUGUGGCAUGAGACUUACGAUGAAAUGCUGAAGAUUCUCACCUCCAUGUUCAGGUUGGACCGAUAUCGAGGAGAUCCAAAGGAGGAACACAAGGAUGCUUUCGACUUUGAGUCUCACAUUUUUGUAGAUGACGCCUUCAUGACCCACAAAGAAACGCAGCACAGGCUGGUGAAUGAAUACGUGGACGACUUAAUCAAAGUUGUGAUAGAGGUUUAUAGAGUUUUCACCAACAAAGAGCCUGAUGAUGUUUCAAUUGUUGAGACUCCUUAUGGUGGAAGAUUAAUGUUUGUCAUGCCAGACGGAAACAUGCUUUUUGUUCAUCUGAAGGACAAAAGUCUCAUCAGGAACAAGAAAAGAUGGUCUCAGAUCAUGUACAUGUAUUAUCUGCUGGGCUGGAAAGGCUACAUUGUCAAGAACCCUCACAAGUUGCCACGGAUGAACAACACCAGAGACAGUUUGGUCUCCAUGGAUGGGGAGAUGUUCCUGUUACCUCAGUUUGACAAUGACCACAAGAGAAAGUUCAUCUCAGAGGACAACACAUACAUCCUGGCUCUGGAUGGAGACACUGAUUUUCAACCGAAAGCUGUCAUUUUGCUUGUGGACAGGUUGAGGAUGUAUGAGAAUGUUGGAGCAGCAUGUGGAAGAAUCCAUCCGACUGGGAUGGGUCCGAUGGUGUGGUACCAGAAGUUUGAAUAUGCUGUGGGCCACUGGCUUCAGAAAACAUCAGAGCACGUGUUUGGUUCUGUGCUUUGCAGCCCAGGAUGCUUCAGUCUGUUCAGAGGAUCUGCCUUAAUGGAUGACCACGUCUUAAAGAGAUACACACAAACCUCUUCAAAUGCUUCAGACUACGUACAAUAUGACCAAGGGGAGGAUCGCUGGCUCUGUACUUUGCUGCUGCAGCAAGGCUGGCGUGUUGAAUACAAUGCUGCAUCAGAUGCUUACACCAACUCACCGCAGGAAUUCAAGGAGUUUUACAACCAGAGGAGACGAUGGGGCCCAUCCACACUGGCAAACACACUGGACCUUUUGCACAGCGGUCCAGAGACAGUGAAGAAAAACUCAUCCAUCUCCAGGCUUUACAUCUUUUACCAGAUGUUCGCUGUGGGAUCUUCUAUCCUGGGUCCAGCCUCAGUCACUUUGAUGAUAGCUGGUGCUUUUCAGUUUAUCUUCAAAAUGGCUGGCACGCUAUCCAUCAUCGUCGCCAGUAUCCCUCCUGUGAUCUACAUCAUUAUUUGCUUUACGGUCAAGCCCAACACUCAAAUCACAAUCGCCGGCAUUAUGAGCGUGCUCUAUGCCUUUCUCAUGACAGCCUCCUUCUUUUCCAUCAUUGGUGACAUGGUGAUCCAGGAAACCUUCUUGACCCCCACCGGCUUAUUUUUGGUUUCUAUGGCAAUCAUGUACUUUGUGACGGCUUUGCUUCACCCACAGGAGUUUGGGAUGAUUAUCUAUGGUCUGAUGUAUUUCAUCUGUAUCCCCAGUGGAUACCUCCUACUGACCAUCUACUCACUGGUUAACAUGAACAUUGUGACUUGGGGCACACGAGAGUCCAAGGAAGAAGGUGAAGUAAAGAAAAACCACAAUAUGGUGUGCAAUAAAGACUGCAGGCUCUGCUGCUGGGACUGGAAGAUACAGAUUACCCAAGAGUCAGAGAACCCAGUGUUUCAGCAGAUCAUGAGUCAGGCCGCACAUGGAGCACCUUUGCUCAAACCCACCAUUAAUGAAAAGGCUCUGCCAGCCCCAAGCACCGAGCCUCAGACCAGACCUCAAGACGACGCAAAGAUGGAAAAAGAGGAGGAGGCGAAAAAAGACAAAGCAGGAAAACAAAAAGGGAAGAAAGACAGCGGAGUUGCUCAGAGUGACAGUGGCAGCUUUGAGAAGAGGGACUCCUAUCAAAGCUCCUCAUCAAGCUCAUCUGAUGAGAAUGAUGAGGAUGAUGACAAUGAUGACGAUAAAAAAAACAAGAGCUUCAAAAUUGGUGAAUUAGAAGAAGUGGCUGAGGAUUCUGUCCAGGAGUGGGUAAAGCCAGUGAGGCAGGAGUUUUUGAAGAAGCUGACAUUUGCCAAUAUGAAGAGGAAUCUGCAAGAACAAAUCCGGUACGCACUCCGCAACAACAGAAACAAUGAUGAAGUGUGUGAAGACUUGGUUCUCAUGUUAACCGACACUCUCAACGUGGAGCUGGGUGGAUUGGGGCCCGAGACUGUUUUAACAUCGGUUGAGAUUGAAAACGUGCAAUUUCAAUUGACAAAGCAGGCCCGACAAGUCCUAAAAACCAACCGAUCAAUGAAAUUGGAGAGGAAAGUGAAAAGAGCCAUUGAAAAAACCCUGUCUGCUCCGCAGGUGCAAAAACUGGAUGAAGGGGAACAGGACUUCUGGAUCAAGCUCCUUGACCGCUACUUGGCGCCAAUUAAAGAGUCAGCUGAACACAAGUUGAUGGUCACCAAGGAGCUGAAGUCACUACGGAACAAGGCUGUGUUCUUGUAUUUCAUCGUCAAUUUGCUGUGGGUGGUGGCAACCUUCUUCCUGCAAGCUAUUGGCAAUGACGUCAUCAGCAUCAAGAUCCCCAAAUAUUAUACAAAUGGAACUGAAACUGGAGAAUUCCUUAAGGUGGAGCCCCUCAGUUUGAUGUUCUUGCUGUCCUUUGCUGUUCUUCUCCUUGUCCAGUUUCUAGCUAUGUUGUACCACAGAGUCUACACCCUCAUCCACGUGGUUUCAUAUCGCAGCACGGAAAAGAACUACAAGGAAAGGAGUGAUGAUGAAGACGAAGAGGACGACAACGUCAUAGGGAACCAAUAUGCUCUGUCAAUCACCACUGAGGAUAGUUUUUAAGUCAUUAGUGAAUUUUUUUAAACUAUUUCAGUGUAGACUGGAACCAUCAGACAAAUCCCUUUCCAAACCUGCACAUGUUCAUGUCACAGAACACAUUUUAAUGUUUUAUUAAUUCCAUCUGUGGUCACACAAUUAAAGCACAGUAUAGAAUUUAGUCAGCAAUAACUUCAAUUUGUGUGUCUUGGACUAUUUAUUUUGUUUUUAUUUGUAAAUGCAACAAAUUUAAAACUUAUGGAGAGGUAUUUUCCAACGUUUAGACAUCAUUGUCUUCUUUGCAUUUUUAUAAUAUAGGAUCUAAUAAGGAAAACCUGCUCGUCCAUCAAGUGUUUGCCUGCAUUUCUAGCCGUCUUUGAACAUCGUCAGGAGUCACUUAAAUACAGUUCAUGGAUUAUUUGCACUUAGUUUAUUGUGAUCAGUAUCUUUUAUGCUGGCAGCCUGUACUCAGUGGAAAGUGAAAAUCAUCUUCAUAAAAAAAUGCACUUUACUGACAGGUUAAUGAAGUUAAUGUUAAAAUGAUAUUUAUAUAUCAAAUUGUAAACAAACAAAAAACUUUAAGAAAUGAUGCAUAAAACCUACUUGUCCUUUUUCGUUUUAGUAAAAAAAAAACUUUGGAAACAGAUGCAUAAAAAUGAACUUGUCAGAGGAUCAGUUUAGUUUUUCUAACUUAUUAAAUUUUUUAAUCUUUGCAAUUUUUAAACACAAUCAGGUUUGUGUGAUCUAUGAACUGCACCCUCUGCAGAAACUUUCCACGUCUCCUUUUGUAAUUUUGUAAGCUGAUCGAUUUUGGAUUCAAACUGUUAAUACUUUACAUGUUUCUAUACUUGCUUAACCAUAUAUUUAGAUGACUAUUUCCUACUUGUACUUUAAUGUUUUCAGACAAUGAUUCAUACAGUGCCAUGCAAAAGUAUUCAUGUUCGUUCCUUUUGUUGCUUUCAUAAAUCACUCCUGGUCAAUAAAA
This is a messenger RNA of Oryzias latipes (Japanese medaka), 5528 nucleotides long. It is a transcript of the gene chs1, whose product is annotated as chitin synthase 1. The record is from RefSeq and is a predicted model, not a curated record. Gene Ontology annotation, molecular function: chitin synthase activity. Gene Ontology annotation, biological process: chitin biosynthetic process. Lineage: Eukaryota; Metazoa; Chordata; Actinopteri; Beloniformes; Adrianichthyidae. Gene Ontology annotation, cellular component: cell septum; cell periphery.